UCUACAACUAUUUACUUGAAAGAAGAAGGCAAGUCGAGUGCGCUCCUUCUUCAUAAUCCACUUCGUUCGCGAACCACAGAGUUGUAAAUCAUGCAGCUUCGCACGUCCGCCGUGUUCCUGCUGUUUGGUUUGGCACUCAGCAUCAGGGCUGCUCACGGCACUCCUUGCCAGGUUGUUCUUCCGAGUACUUUCAAAGUGCAACAGAAGCAGAAUGCAAACGUCUAUUUCGAAGAAGGGGAAGGCUCGUCAGGCAGUAUUGCCACCCGACCUCAAGUAACGCUCAGUGUCCGAAGAUCCUCCGCCGCUGGUGCUGUUUGUGACUCUUCUCUGCCCGAGCCAUGCUUGGCGUUCAAAACCAAAAGAGGGUCACUGGGUCGGUCCGUUCAUGUGCCGAUAAAGGUGUUUGCCAGUCGGGUACCGGAGUGCCUACCUGGAGAGGUAAUACCUGUCACCGUCACAGCCGUGUGCCGACUCGGGAAUUCCACCAGGAGCCAGUCGUGGGAUGUCUCGCUGCAAUGUCGACGGGCUAGGGUCAUCCUACAACUUGACAAACCAGUCUACUCGGCAGGGCAGAAAGUUUUCAUGAGAGGCUUCUUUGUUGAUGAUAUGUUACGAACCGUGAAGCAAAAUGUGACCUUGGAAGUUAGAAAUCCUAAUGGUGUACUUGUGGGUCUGAAGAUGGUCACGAGUGGUCAAGCAUCACAAGGUGUUGUGGAACAUGAGUUCAUACUGGACACCGAACCUCAGUUCGGAUUCUGGUCGGUCAGCGCUUUGCCAGCAGUAGCGGAUGGGAAUGCUGUCCUAUUCAUGCCGACGCGUACAACAUUUGAAGUCAAGGACUAUGUCCUUCCUCGCUUCCAAGUUGAGGUCAACCUGCCCUCUUAUAUCGAGCACCUAGAAGAUCCUGAUAUUGCUGUCGAUAUCGCGGCAAGCUACACAUUCAACGCAGCUGUGGCAGGUUCAGUUAGCAUCACCGCUGCAAUCGUGUGGAAAGAGAAAAGAAGGGAGCUGAUCCUAUCCAAGAUAGAGAAAGACCUGGUCCCAGAAGUGAAGCAUGGUAGGAUGUACGGCAGGACAAGCUUCACUAUACCUAGUAGUUCAAUAUGGGAGGCACUGGGAUACGGUGUCUUUCCGCUGGGCAGCUGUCUUAAGGUAGAGGCGGCUGUACGCGACAGGACAUCACUGAGGCAAGUGAAGGGUGCAGCACUAACUUGCUUUAUAGAUCAACCAUGUCGGAUUGAUGCCACGAUGCUGGACUCGGUGAUCAAACCUGGUCUACCCUUCUCAUCGCAGGUACGUCUUGUGGACUAUGAGGAUCACCCUGCUCCAGAUCGCUCUGUGACAAUCACAUUCAGACAGAUAGGCUCGGGCUUCUCUGCAUCAACACAGGUAAUGCAGGCCAUGUCAGACAGCAACGGCUUCAUCCACUUCCGACUACCGGGUGUUGGCAUACUACCUAACACUUACUCCGCCUCCAUGAAGAUCAUGUCAAACUGCUCGCAGCCAUUUGAACAGCAUUUUCGCAUAUGUCAUGCCAGCCCAUCCUGCCCCGGAAACAUUAAACUAGUGGCGGAAACAAGACAACGAGCAGCGGUAGAAGAAAAUCACUUGCUACAAAUUCAAGUUAGCCAGGCACCAGAACAGAAUAUGAACAUCACAGUACAGGCUGUGCGUGAUGGCAGUAUCCUGCACACCUCCCAGCACACCAUACUCUCCGGUAAUGCUCAUCUCGAGGACAUCCAUGUCUACAUCAGACCAGAGUGGUCGCCUGGAUUCUACUGGCUAGUUUACCACAUAUGUGAUGGCGCUAGUAACAUCAUCGCCGACAGUGUGUACCAACCUGUAGCCCACUAUCAACAAAAUCAGGCUAGGUUUCACUUUGAGCCGCAUCAAGUGGAGUUCAGCCAUGGCUACCAACAGGCACCUAUGCUGAAGCUCUCUGCGCAACGCGGUACUAGCAUGUACAUGCUAACAGUGGAUCAAAGUGUGUACUUCAUGAAUGCUACAAACAGGCUGACACAUGAGUCUAUUGCAAGUUAUGGUCUUCAGGAUUAUCCGAAUAGUUGCCUGUAUGAAGAUUCCUGCAACCCCACGAUCAUAUUCAAGAAAGCAGGCCUACUGACUCCGAUUGUUCUACAUCGCCCGGCUGUUGUGGAAAGGAAUCUCACCAAUCCUCAUUGCCUCCGGGAAUCCAUGGAAAGAAUAGACAUAGAAGAUUGCUGCCAGCAAGGGAGAGCUGUGGGAAAGCAUCUUGUCGGGAAGGGAUAUGUAUCCCUAAGAUGUCUGACUGCGGCUACAAGGACACACCAGCAGGACAAGGUCUGCAGUUCUGUGUUCCAGUCUUGCUGUGUGAACUAUCACACUGUGAAGGGCCCUAUUGAUCCGGAUCGACUACGCACAUCCUCUGGAAAGAGGUUCAGUCUGGACAAGUUGUACGAAAGAAACUACUUUCCAGAGACCAUGAUCAGAACUAUUGACAUGGACGAGCCAACAAAGCUGGUGCCGUUUCAUCUGCCAGACACCAUAACCACAUGGAGUAUGCAGGCCGUAGCUGUACACAACGCCUUUCCUCUAGCUAUUCCAAAAGAGCUGCAGUUUACCGUUCACAAAGAGUUCUUUCUGGAGGUGCACCUUCCAUCAACUCUCACCCACAAAGAGCAGUUUGAACUCCGUGUCACACUGCACUCCAGAAGCACGCGGCCACAGCCAUUUGAUGUCUACUUGGUCGGAAGUUGGAAAUACUGCAGCCAAGCCGGCUCUGGUGGUAGGAGUGGCAAUGCUUCUAUCAUUGUUCCCCGUGAAGGCACUAUCAGCCUGACGUUUGUCAUCACUCCACUAGUCACUGGUGAUAUUGAGAUUGGUGUGCAGGCCAUUGGCAAGAGUCCACAGGAGUCGGACUAUGUCACAAGGAUGAUACAUGUCAAGCCGAGUGGUGUGCGCAUUACAGACCAGUGCGAUUCGUUCCCUAUCGUUCUUCGGCAAGGCAAUUCGUUUGAGCAGGAGUUCAAUCUCACUCUUCCAGGAAACCAACUACCAUCCACAUCUACGGCAAUGAUAAAGGUUUCAGGCAAUGUUCUCUCCCACCUGUCACAGUUGGAUGGCGUGGAUGACAUGCUAGAGAUGCCGUAUGGCUGUGGCGAGCAGAAUAUGAUGCGGUUCUCCAUCAAUGUCUUUGUAUUGCGUUACCUUUCAAGAACAUGUGCUCCGGAGUCGACUGGCCAAGCACUGAAUAGGCUGGUCAAGCACAAGGCACUGAUGUAUAUGCGGACAGGUUAUCAACGGCAGCUCAACUUUCAGCGUGAUGACGGAUCAUUUUCGGCAUUUGGAAACAAAGAUAAAUCCGGCAGCACUUGGCUUACUGCCUUUGUGGCAAAGAGUUUCUGUGCAGUGGAUGCCAGUAUGCGACAAGACAUUCCUAUUGAUGAUACAGUUAUUGAAAAGGCCUUGUUGUGGCUUAAGUCACACAGAACACACGCGGGUGGCUUCUAUGAAGCAGGAGAUGUCAUCGAUGAGUGUAUCAUGGGUGGUGCUGGAGGAUAUCGAUCACCAGAAUUCAUCAACUAUCAGCUGACAGCUUAUGUUGCCAUAGCAAUGUUUGAAUGCAGUGAACGAUUUCCUAUGGUGAGGGAGGCAGCUCAGGAGGCUGCCACCCACUUAACUAACAGAUAUUCCAAGCUGAUCAAUACCUACGACUUGGCCUUGGCAUCAUAUGCUUUGUCAUUGGCUGGGCAAAGAGUAAUUGACCCUGGUGUAAUACUUUCAAAGCUUGACUCGUUUUCCACAGUGAUCGAUGGCUCCACGUGCGAUACAAGACAUCAGAGAACCCCAUCGCAAAACGGACGGUCUUGUACUGGCGUAUUCUUGGAAACAUCAGCGUAUGCAAUGCUGGCAAGGAUGCAGCUAGGCGCAAUCGAGGAAUGUGGCCAAUGCUACGUAGACUGGUUCUUACGCUGGAGGAAAGACUCUGGCGGAUUUGUCUCUACUCAGGAUACGGUACUAGUGACCCAAGCACUGACUGAGUAUCAUUGUUGUCACGUGGGUGAGCAGUUGCAGCAGAAUUUGUCCAUUACCCUCACAUCACGUAUGAUGAAUACUAACAAAACAGAAGCCAGACAUCUCUCUAUCAAUGCAUUCAACAAAGACUUGGAGCAACGUGUACUUGUCCGUCCUAAUUUCAACAAGGGCCUAUCCAUUCGUGUGAAUGCCAGUGGUGAAGGCAGGGCCACAGUUCAGUAUUGUCUCAAGUACAAUGUUAUGCAACAUGAGAAGACAUGUAACUUCACGAUUCACACUCGUCUGACACCCAGUGAAGCAUGCAGCCAGAACGCACCAGGCACUCUAAAGCCAGAAUCCUGCAUGAUUGUAAUGGAUGUUACAGUCAGCUUCGUUGCAAAUGGUGAGCUGAACAGCACUGGGAUGGUGAUUGUGGAGAUUACACUGCUCUCUGGCUUCACUGUGGAUGUAAAAGACCUGCAUCGCAUUGUGGAGGAAUAUGGAAGAGUGAGGCGUGCUGAGCGACAUGGCCAGACUGUGCUGAUAUACCUGACCAGUUUGAAAGCAGGUAAGGCGAUGACAAUAUCACUACGACUAUUCCGCACAGCUUUGCUGGGAUUGCUUCAACCGGCAGCAAUCAAGGUUUAUGACUACUAUAACCCCGGUAUCUCCUGCCAUAAGUUCUACAAUUUGCCUACUCGCAAUCCCAUGCUCUCACUUCUAUGUCAUGACCAGGGCUGCCUAUGCGGAGCAGGAGAGUGCAAGAGAUGUCCACGUGCCGGAAUAUAUUCAGUUGCAAGUACAGUGAAGGGUAUGGCCCAGGUUGUCUGUCAGAAUGACUAUGCCUGGAGAAUUAAAGUGCUGAAGAGGAUAGCAUUGGAGAGUGGUUGGGUACGGUUCAGAAUUAUUAUUGAGUUCCGAAUCAAGCGUGGCAGUCGUGAUGUGGCAGCUGGUGACAAGUUCACAUUCUAUCGCCCAGCUCAUUGUACAUGCCCGGACAUGGAAAGAGGUGCCAGUUAUCUGAUCACAGGGCCUGACAGGGGUCUCAAGCUCAUGCUAGAUAAGGAUACAUCCAUUGAGCGGUGGACCAAGACACGCCGCUUCUGUCGCCUACGUCGCCUGAUACGCACCAAGCCAGGUGUAUGUGAUGCAGUCGACGCGGUGUGGUAUGAGUUCAAGCAAGGCAAGGAGUACAACGCAUGUGGUGCAUUGCCUAAACCCUGACAACAUGUAGCAGGAUCACAAUCAGGUUGACCAGUGUGUAUCAUAUAUGCCCUCAACCUUAUGAAUGUACAAUGAAUAUUGACAGUUGUAUUCAUCAUGUGAUUAAACCUGCCAUGUUUAUUGAAAGUUGUACUCCUCAUGUAAACUGGUGACAGCACUCAAAUGUUACUAUAGGGUCACCACCACCACCUGCCCACACAAUUCGCUUUUUAAAUAGAGUACAGGGACAAAUUUCUCAGACACUCAUGCAGAGAUGCUCAUGAAAGUAAGGCAAUUUACACAAUAAUUCACUUUUAUAAUAAUGUACAUGGACAUUUUUUUCUGAAAUUCAUGAAAAUAAUUAUCUUCUUA
Sycon ciliatum is the source of this 5568-nucleotide messenger RNA. RefSeq names its product complement C3-like. Gene Ontology annotation, cellular component: extracellular region. Bases 91 to 5217 code for a protein of 1708 amino acids. The transcript is spliced from 39 exons. Gene Ontology annotation, molecular function: protein binding; endopeptidase inhibitor activity. The record is from RefSeq and is a predicted model, not a curated record. NCBI's taxonomy places the organism in Eukaryota, Metazoa, Porifera, Calcarea, Leucosolenida, Sycettidae.